This is a messenger RNA of Mizuhopecten yessoensis (Yesso scallop), 1964 nucleotides long. RefSeq names its product ribonuclease Oy-like. Gene Ontology annotation, biological process: RNA catabolic process. The coding region runs from base 1068 to 1829 and encodes 253 amino acids. NCBI's taxonomy places the organism in Eukaryota, Metazoa, Mollusca, Bivalvia, Pectinida, Pectinidae. Gene Ontology annotation, molecular function: ribonuclease T2 activity; RNA binding. The record is from RefSeq and is a predicted model, not a curated record. Gene Ontology annotation, cellular component: extracellular region. The transcript has 10 exons.
UUAUCCGAGACAUACCCUUGAAUUUUAGGGUCAAGCCAUUUCUACUGUACUCAUUUACCCAUUUGCUAUGCUGUGAUAUACUGUUAAACACAGUUUUUAUUUCACCUGCAAUUAGCAAAGAAUAAGUGCUACCUACUUUUCCUCUAGUAGUAUAGAUAAAAACUAUUUUUGACCACAUUAUGUAUGAACUUAGUAAUCUCUAAUGCCUACUGCCUUGUGAAUAUACUUGUAUUUAUUUCAAAUCUACCUUAGGAAUGUGAUACUUAAGUUAUAUCUAUAUGUUGGUUAUAUUUUUUGAUUUUGUAUUGUUGCUUUUUAUUUUGGAUCUGACACAUGCACUAUGUAAUUUGAUCUCAACGGUUAACUCCAUUCAAAACUGUGAACCUGGAAAUGUAAGAUAGUUGAAGUCAACUAUAAAAUGAAUAAGAUGACAACUGCUUCAUAUAUAAACCGUUUUACUAAUUAUAUGAUUUAAUGUUUCAUUUGUAUUUUCCAUGGUUCAGUUGAUCCAAUUUACCUUUGAUUUGUUUCUCUUCGUUGUAGCUCACCUGGCACAAAAAGCCUGAGCUUCUGAGAUUGUGUAAAGUCCAUUGUAUGUCCUUGUGGUAUCAGUUUUCCUUUUACAAAUUCUUCUUAAUUCAGAUUAAUAAAAUACAGGGUAUUGAUAAUUGGCAUGUGGCUUGCUUUGGCAAGAGUUACAUACUUUGUUCAAAUAAAGACUAUAAACCACUUUCAAGGUCACAUGUUGAGUAAAAUGUGUAAAUUACUUCAGAUAAUGUCUUUGAAAAGUUCUUAAAAUCUAGAGCAAAAAGAAUUUCACUUGUAGUUUGCUAGAAUAACAGACUAUUCAAUUUGUUCAAAGAAAUGACAAUAGCGAACUGUGAAUGUCACACGAUUGAAUACAUUUCAAUUCUUCCAAAAGAAGAGAUUAAAGAAUCUAGAAUAAUGACAUUUUAUCUGUAGUGCAAGCUUUCUUUCUAUCAAAUUUCCAUAAAAAGAUUGGCCUUGACCCACUGAUGCAAGUGAGAUAGGUUUGCCGACGUCAUUCUGCAACAGAUUCCAACAAUAUGCAGAUCCUGACCGUUUCGUUGCUGUUAUGUUUAUCACUAGUUGAGUCGUCAAACCACCAUUACUACGAAGGGUCCAGUUCUGACCAUGACUGGGACAUCUUCACCUUCACACAGGAGUGGCCAGUGGCCGUCUGCGUCCUCGGCACGCACGAGCACCAUCGAUGUGUGAUCCCGCCCGAUGUCCGCACCUGGGGAAUACAUGGUCUCUGGCCGACAAAGAGGGGAACCAGAGGUCCGACAUCCUGUAACAGCCACCUACAUUUUGAUUUCAAUAGUAUCAAGUCGUUAGUGCCAAUAAUGAAAGUGAUGUGGCCGAACAUGUACGCCGAUACCAGCAUGGAGAGUUUCUGGGAGCAUGAGUGGACGAAACACGGCACAUGUGCUUCUACCCUUCCUGCUACUGGUAGCGAGUCCCUGUACUUUCAGAAGGCGCUUGACAUCGCUGGAACCUAUGGCGCGUCAAAACUUCUUGCGAAGGAAAACAUAGUACCAAGUUCAUCACGGACCUACACGCUAGAGGAAAUCGAAACUGCCCUGACCCAUCAGAUAGGAGCCAACGCCAUCGUCGAGUGUACCAAGGACGAGAAAACUGGUAAAAUGAUGCUAUACGAGGUGGAGAUAUGUUUUGACAAACAAUUUAAUCCCGUCGAUUGCUAUGAUUCUAACGGAAGCAACGAUUACCAUACUGACUGUCCCCACUCAGAUUUGGAGUACCCUCCACUGGGAACCAGCGGCUUUGUCUCUCCUAUCGCAGGGUAAAUCCCGAUCGUCUUCUAAGAGUUAUUGUUGAUGAUCAAUGGAAAUUUGGAAUGCUAAUUAGCGUUUUUGAGAGAGAAUUUGAUAUAAUCAUGGCUAAUGUAAUAUUUUUCAAUUAAUAAAAAUUACAAAAUCAAA